Molecule: messenger RNA, 3256 nt
Organism: Trematomus bernacchii (emerald rockcod)
Lineage: Eukaryota; Metazoa; Chordata; Actinopteri; Perciformes; Nototheniidae
Gene: zfyve27
Product: zinc finger, FYVE domain containing 27
Exons: 14
Coding region: 273-1532 (419 amino acids)
Biological process (GO): positive regulation of axon extension; neurotrophin TRK receptor signaling pathway; protein localization to plasma membrane
Cellular component (GO): endoplasmic reticulum tubular network; growth cone membrane
Molecular function (GO): metal ion binding
Source: RefSeq, a predicted model, not a curated record
ACAAGGAAGCGGACGUACUGAGGGAACAGGAAAGAGAUAACAAAGCCAGCAAGGAUAAGCAGCAAAACAAACUACCUGCGUUACCCGUCAACGGGACAGUUAAACUAUUCGCCUCGUUUUGACAGGUUAAUGUUCAUGCAGGAGGGCAGGCUGCUGUCAUGAACGGCGAAGAGCUUCCUUCCUCCGGGCUGAAGAUGUCGGUGGGACUCGCUAGUUCCGCCUGAGCUCAGCUGCUGCUUCACAGGCUGCUGUCGGACACUCAGCCCGCGACGAUGCAGGGCGUGUCCCAGGACCCCUCACGUGGUGCAGGGGAAGGGGGGGAGAUGGCACACACUCUAUCCAAAGAGACCCCCGGGUCUCCAGAUGCCUCUGAGUUGGGGAGCCCGCGGUGCACUCAGAACUUUGACCUCCUCAACAUGGUUGUGUCCUAUAAGAGGAUGGCUCUGUUUCUAGAACCAGCUGCAGAUGCUGUGGAGGUGACCCGCUUCCUGCUCGGAUGGAAGAUGCCCCUGUGCUCUCUUUUUGUCUGUUUGUUCCUAAAUGUCUUCUUCUGCACUAUUACUGAAGUGGGCUGGAUCACAGUGGGCGUGGUGUCCGUGGCGCUGCCUGCUGCCCUGGGUUACCUGCAGGACAGGUGUGGGGGCAGAGCUUCAGAUUCAGAGCUCCACAAGAUGCGCUAUCACGCCGUGCACCGCAGGGACCUGCAGACGGUGCACCUCACCAAACAGGAGGCCAUGCUGGAAGUCAAAGACCUGCUGAAGCACUUGGACGACAUGCUGUCCUCUGCCUGCCUGUCAGCAGAAACCUUUUACAGAGUCCUGUACUGGGACGAUCACACCACGUCAUCAAGGUUCUAUGGAGCGAUGUUAGUCCUGGCGUGCCUGCUGUACGUGGCUCCUCUGGGCUGGGUGUUCGCUGGGCUGAACAGCGCCACCUUCCUGUGGAACAGAGACUUCUGCAGAGUUUUGUUGGACCUCAGGAAGCUGCUCCACAUGGGCCAGGCCUCAGAGGGGAAGUGUGAAGAACAGGAGCACGGUCACUUGUUGGACCAGACCCCCACACCAACUAGCCUGGAGGACCUGUCUCCUGGCAGUGUGGAGGAAGCGGAGGAGGCAGAGCCUGAUGAUGAGUUUAAGGAUGCCAUUGAGGAACAUUCAGUUCACCUGCAGGAAACCCCUCUGGUCUUAGUGGAGGAUGAUGACGGGCCUCUCGGAACUCCAGAGUAUGACACCAUCUCUGAAAAUGGUCUCUUGAGCCGCAACGAGCCAAUACGCAGCAAGGUGUCCAAACUGACAGAGAAACUGCGCAAACGUUACCCCACCACCUGCACAGGCAACUGUUCUAGCUGCAAUGCUGUCUUCUCUGUGCUGAAGAAAAGGAGGAGCUGCAGUAACUGUGGCAACAGCUUCUGUUCCCGUUGCUGUUCCUUCAAGGUGCUCAGAUCUUGCAUGGGGGCAACAGCUCCAGAGGCCCAGAGAGAGACUGUGUUUGUUUGUGCUGCCUGUAAUUCCUCUCUCAUCAAGUUACAAUGAGAUGUCUCCCAGUGGCCGGCUGGAGGCCAAGCACUGUUCGACCCCCGAGCCCUCCUCCAAUUUACUGAAACCCUAAUGCCUUUAUUUUCAAGUUAAGGCACUCAUAUUUGUCAAGGAGCCCUCUUGCCCUCAGCAGUUCCUCCCCUUCUUAGCUGCUUGUGUUGCUUAUGGGACAUUUUCUGUAAUAUGUUGUAAAAUGUUCACUGUCAAUGGCAAACUGGACCUUUAUGAAUCAAUGAGACUUGCUACAGAGCACAAUGGCUCCAAAAAUCAAAGGACAUUUUCCCUUUGCUGAGCAGAGGGAAGUGCAAAGCAUGCAGAGCGGAGGCCAGAAUUGGGCCAGUGGUGUCGGGUUGAUAGGCUGAUAAUGGUUUUGCUUUGACAUGCUUUGCCUCGCCAUAGAGUUACUUCCACUCGAAUGUUGAUAUCUUCAGCCCUGUGUAGCAGUUUAACUGUACUGUAAUUAUGGGGGAGACUUUUCUCUAUGAACAAGGCUAAGGCUAGCGGGAUGCAUGUGUCAGUGUGAGCAAAGUUUGAAUGUGGUCUGUUCAGAUGAACAAAAUAAUGGACUGUACGACCAAAUGAAGCUCCACAUUUGGUUUUGAUUCUGUGUGCGGCUAGUUUGCCUGUUUGCUGUCCAUCAAUGCACUUUGACCUACAGCUGGUACAACACAGUCAUGUGGUUUUCUCUUAGUUUGUCCCAGGCUUUGAGUGCAAUGUGUAUUUUCCUAUCAGCUAGAAGAGCUUACAAGACAUAAGAGUAAUACAUAUGGCAUGCCAUAAAAUCAAGGCUGGAGGACAUGAAGUAAAUCAUAUAUCAGAGUAUUUUUUACCAAAUCACUUAAUAUCGAUAUUUAGACGAUAUUAUAGGAUUAACCAUCAAUGCUCUCACAAAAUGUUUGAACAAUGAGCAUUUUGAUCAGUAAUCAUCAGUAAUGUUAAUGUAAUGACUAUGUGGGUAAAGGCAAAUAACAAAAAAGUAACUAGUUGGUACAUUCAGAUCAUUUCUGCAAUGCAACCUUUAAAAUGGGAAAAGACAAAGCUCUAUAUGUAUUAAUAUAUUGCCCAGCCCUACAUACAAUAAUGGUAAAUAUAUGAUGGUAAACUGAUAUUGCAUGGCCUGCUGGAAUGAAGCACAUUACUUUGUUGCCAAUGACCAGGUUGUGAUGUUUUAAGUGGGCCAGCUUGGUCUACUUGUAAUGAUCAAAUUGGAGCUUCAUUUUGGUCGUCAUUUUCACUGCAAUGACAUGUCAGAUUUUGGGGGUAUAGCAGCAUCCUUUAAGUCAAUAGCUGCUCGAGGAUCCAUUGACCUUGGGCUUUUCCUCUAACUGGAUCAAAGUCGACCCAACUGGAUUGAAGUUGAAUACACAGACUGAGCAGCCAGCUUAAAUCAUCGUGAGGCCUCACACUCUUGAAAGCAGGACUUGAAAGAAUUGAUGUGGAGGCGCUAUUACCCAAAAAUGUGGAUUGUGGUGAAAACUGUUGUUUUAAUCAUGAUGCAGACACAGAUGAUUGUAAGAGUUUGCUUUUGCUUUUAUUGUAAUCAGAUACAAAUUGUUACUAUACAUUGUUCUACUAUAUCUAAUAUAUAUUUAAUUUAAAGCUCCAGAAAGUGCAAGUUAUUAUUUGACCUAAUGAUUAAGUCUGUAUAUAUUGCCCCUACUUUAUGGAUGAGAUAUGUCAUUAUUAAAAAAUAAACUCUGUGAUGAUUUCAAUAACUUAAA